AGCCCUGGUAGAAUGAAAACAAGAUCGCAGUGUCUGGAACCCAGAUUUGCUGCAGAUUCUGAAAUCCUCCGGAUAAGUAGCCUCCCCCGGCUCCCCUGCCUGUGGUAGCUUUAUCUCCUCUGGCAUCACUGGCAAGGAUCCCCCUUUUCCCUGGCCCCUAUACCGCCGGGCGGCCUUGCUGCGAGCGAGGCAGCUGCAGCUUUUGGUAGCCUUGUCUGGGGUGAGAUGUGGAGGCACUGAGGGCGGAUGCAAAUCUGCCAGGGGAGGUUUUACGGCCGGGUGGGGUUGGCAAAGGGUUUGGAAGAGCUCUCUUGGGAGCCUAGUACCUGCCCUCGGGCAGCGCGCUGGAGCCUCAAGAGGGGCUGUCGCUGGGUGGUGCAAAAGUUUCCUUGAGGCAAAGAGGAUAAAUUGUCCCUCCUUUCUGUGGGAGGAUGCUCCGUGAAGACUUGUGGGCAUUGACACUGUGGUUUUUUUAUUUUAAUAGAAGUACAGUUGAUUUAUUGAUACAAUGUUGUGUUAAUUUAUACAGUAGAGCAAAGUGAUGCAGUGAUACAUAUAGAUACGUUCUUUUUCAUAUUCUUUUCCGUUCUGGUUUAUCCCAGGAUAUUGAAUGUAGUUCCCUGUUCUACACAGUAGGACCGUGUUGUUUAUCCAUCGUAUAUGUAAUAGUUUGCAUCUGCCAGUCGCAAACUGCCGCUCCGUCCCUCCCCUGCCCCCCCCCGCCCCGCCCUCUUGGCAACCACAAGUCUGUUCUCUAUGUCUGCGAGUCUGCUUCUGUUCCGUAGGUAAGUUCAUUGGUGACACCGGUUUUAACUGCAGCGCCAGGAGGGGCUACAGUUGAGCUGGGUGAGGCUCCAGGGAUGGGGCCUGGCCACUUCCCAAAAGUGAGAGACAAAUGACGCUUCUCCUUGUUCCUUGUGGGGAAGCCGGCCUGUUGGCUUUGUUUGCUGGUCUCAAGCUUCACAGUGCCUGCCCAGUGCCUGAGGCCCCAGAGCAGAUGGCUGGACUGGGGAGGGAGCCCUGAGGGUUCCAUCCCCCCGCAAGUCAUUUGUGUGUCCGCCCCCCUCCCCCCACCUUCUGCAGCCAAAUCUCUUCUCUGACAGAUUGUCCCGUGGCUGCCACUGUGCCACUUCAGACACUCCAUCUUCCUCCCUGGCAAGACCCUUUUAUUUGGGGUUGGGAAGUGUGGCAGUUUCUGGGUUUUGUUUCUAGCCUGCUGGCACAUGGAACCCUUUUGAAUAAUUACCUUCACGGCGCAGAAGGGGUUUUUGCUCCUGGUAGAGGUAGGCGGGCACACUGCGGAGCCCUAACCCCACCAGACAGAGGAGGUGACGGGGGAGCUAGGGCUUGGCCUCGCCGUGGGACUCUGCAGUAGGACUCACUUUAGGGAUCUUUCAAUAAUAAGCUCAUUUAAGCAGAGCUUAUCUCACAUACAACUAUUCUAAGUAUACACGGCGUAUAUAAGUUUGAAACUACUUAGCGGAUUACGACUAGUUCCAGAAACCAGCCCCGGCCCUAAGAGAUGAUUUGUCACCGGUGGGUCUAUUCUCAACAUUCUGCUUUGGGCUCCCAAGUGAAUUUUCAAAGAGGAGUUCCAAAAAUGAUUUGGCAACAGCGAUGUUACAUGCAUAUUUAGUUUUCCAAUAUGAGCACUUUUGUUAGACUAUUUAGAAAUAGCCAACACUUCCUUUUUUUUUUUUAAGUUAUUUAUUUAUUUUUGGCUGCAUUGGGUUUUUGUUGCUGCGUGCGGGCGUUCUCUAGUUGAGGAGAGCAGGGGCUACUCUUCGAUGCGGUGCGCGGGCUUCUCAUUGCGGUGGCUUCCCUUGUUGCGGAGCACGGGCUCUAGGCGCGUGGACUUCAGUAGUUGUGGAGCGUGGGCUCAGUAGUUGUGGCGCAGGGGCUUAGCUGCUCUGCAGCAUGCGGGAUCUUCCCCGACCAGGGCUCGAACCUGUGUCCCCUGCGUUGGCAGGCGGAUUCUUAACCACUGCGCCACCAGGGAGGUCCCUAGAAAUAACCAAUACUCCCUUUGAUGUACAGUUCUGAUGUGAUUGGCACAAAGAAGCAAACCCAAAAUGUAGAAUGGGCAUUGACAACGUGGACAUGCUUCUGAAGAUUCUAUCUGAACAUUAUCCUCCUACAGAGGUACAGACCUUCAUUCAUUCGCUCAUCCAUCUGUCCAUUUAUCCAGUAAACAAACAGCCAUAUCAGAGAAAAAUGGAGAAAAAUUGUUUUCUAAGUUCUGUGAUCAAACUUUGGAGUGUGCUUUCUCAGGGUGAGAGAACUCAGAAGCCCCUACCUCGCACCCUAAUCCUUAGCAAGUGCUCAGAAAGCCUGCAGGGUAAUAACUGCAUUUGAUGUACCUCUGGAUCUUUCCGAAAUUACGUGUUUUUUCAUGGUUUCUUACAACCCACACGGCAAAGAGGCUAAAAAGGGCCGUCAUCUAAGACUGUCUUUGUCCCUGUUUCUGGUAUCUUGCCACAAAGCAGGCAGUUGGUCAGAAAGCAAUUAGCGGUGCUUGACUUAAUGAGCACUGAUGCAUUUUUUCAGUGGGGUAGGAGGGCAGCCGUGGAGCCCUGUGGAGCCCGAGGCUGCCUGGUGGGCUCGAAUUACUCAUCCUGGUUAAUAUCUUCUAAAAUGAUAUCAUUCUCCACAAUUUGAGGUCCAGAUAGUAAAAUGUAGGCUGAUAAUAUAUGCUGAUCUUCAGUACAAGCCGGUAGAAGGAAUUGCUUGGCUAGUAAAAUCUUUUUAUUUUUAAUUUAGUUUAAUUUUUAUCAAGUAAUGUAUGUACAUGGUCAGAAAGUCAGUGGUAGGAUUAAGCUUUUAAUGAAAAACAGCAUAUUCCUGCUCCCUCCUUCUCCAUUUCUGACAGUACCUAAGGGCAAAUGCUUUCAAUUCUUUUUGCUGUUUCUUCUACUUAUUUACCUCCUUGUUCCUAAAUAACACACUUGCAUUUCCAUUUCUUGAUUUCUGUUUUAGAUUAUUUGGAUUAUUUAUUCCUGCCAUAAAAAAUCCCCAACUCUUUACUCAUACAAUGAAUUUCCCUACCCCCGUCCCUCUCAUCAUAGUUACCAUCCUUUCUGUCAAAUCAGUGGUCAGUGUUUGCAUUAUUAUAACUAUGUAAAUAGUACCAAAAGCUGAGCCAGGCACUAUUCUCUGCUGGCCUCCUCUUUCUUUCUUUAUUUUUUUUUUUUGUACCCAUGUGCCCCAAAGCAACAAGAACAUUUUCAGCGAGUGAUUUGGAGAGUAGAUUUUUCUGCCUUCAUUCAGAAUGUUUUCUGGCUCCUAAUUUACUGGCUGCUUUUUUCAUAUACAAAUCCUUAUCUACUCUUUCUGGUCCAACUCAAAUGUCAUACUUUUUUUUUUUUUAAAUUCUAUUUAUUUAUUUUUGGCCGCGUUGGGUCUUCGCUGCUGUGCGUGGGCUUUCUCUAGUUGCGGCGAGUGGGGGCUAGUCUUUGUUGCAGUGCGCGGGCUUCUCAUCGCGGUGGCUUCUCAUUGCGGAGCACGGGCUCUAGGCGUGCGGGCUUCAGUAGUUGUGGCAUGUGGGCUCAGUAGUUGUGGCUCACGGGCUCUAGAGCGCAGGCUCAGUAGUUGUGGCACACGGGCUUAGUUGCUCCGCGGCAUGUGGGAUCUUCCCAGACCAGGGGUCGAACCCGUGUCCCCUGCAGCCUUUUGUUUUCCAUGGAGUUAAUGAUUACCUCUUUCAAAAACAAAACAACUUGCUUACUUGUCUAUGUAACUAUCCACAGUUCGUCUCCUAAUUCUAAUAGAGUUGAAAAUCUUCUCUAUGAAUUUAUUCAACAUAUUGGUUCCAUUUUGGGGUGAGGGCUUGGAGCCAUCCUUCCUGGAUCACUUCGUCCUUAUGCUCAGUCUGGACCAGCUGCCCUCUAAGUCUUCUGUAUGACUCUUCUCUCAGGACUUCUCUUCACCGUCAUCCUGAGGAUUUUCUUUCUUGCUUUCAACAUUAGUUUUCCAUUCCCUCUCUCUCGCUCUGUGUCUGGCUUACUUUUUUGUCUUAGUGGAGCGUCUCCUCCAGGAGCUUCUUGAGAAGGAUAUGUGGUAGCCAGUCUCAAAGACAACCCUCAGUAAACCCCGUCUCCUGGUGUCCUCCCACAUCGUACCAGAAUUGGUCUGUGUGACCAGUGGAACUCAACCAAAGUGAUGGUACAUCACUUCAGGGAUUAAGGGAUAAAAGACACUGUGGCUUCUGACUCUCCAGCUUGCUCUCUCCUCUCUCUCCUCUCCCCUUCGUCCUCCUGGUUCCCUUCCUUCUCCUCCCCCCCACCCACCCCAUCUACCAUGAGAUCAUCCCUUCUGAGGAAAGCCAGUUGCUGUGUUGUAAGCAGUCCUACAAUGGUGAGCAACUGGGACCUCCAGCCAACAACCACAUGAAUGAGCUUGGCCAUGGAUCCUCCAGCCCCAGCCUCAGAGGACUGCAGGUUUGGCUGACACUGUAAUGUCUCCCUCAUGAGAAGCCCCCAGCCAGUGCCACCCAGCUAAACACUCUCAAAUUCCUGACAUACAGAACAUGGGAGAUAAUAAGUGUCCAUUGUUUUAAGCCACGAAAAGUUGGGUGAUUGGUUAUGUGGCAAUAGAUAUGACCAUGGUAAAUUUUUUGACACUGGGCUUAUCUGAAAAUGUCUUUCUUAUGUCUUUACAUUCAGCUGAUGAUUUGACUGUGUGUGGAAACCUCCUCCCUCUGAACUGUGAAGGCAUUCGUCCAUCGUAUCCUGGCUUCCAGUGUGGACGUUGAUGUGUGCAAUGCCUUUCCUUUCCCUGUAAUCUGUUUGAAUCCUCUCUUCAUUGCAGGUGUUAUGACAUUUCACAAGGCUAUGCCUUGGUGCGAAUCACUCUUUUAUCAUUGGUUGUGUUUGGCAUUCAGUGGGCUUAAUCUAUAAUCUGGAAACUUGUGUCCCCUAUUUUUGAAAGAUACUGUUAAUGCUAGUUUUUUGAAGACUUUUCCACUUCUGUUGUCACUGGUCCCUCUUUCUGUCAUAUUAUUCAGAGAGACCAUUUCUCCAAUUCCCUUUUUUCUUUUCUAUCUCUUUGUUGUUUUUGUUUUAUUUUCUGAGUGAUCUUUUAUCUUCUAACGCUUCUAUUGACUUUUUAUUUCAACGGUUGUAUUUUUAAUUCCUAAAAGCUUGUUCUAGUCUAUAUACACUCUCUCUAUAGCUUUCUACUGUUGUUUCAUGGAUGUAAUAUUUUGGUCGCAAAUUUCUAAGGAUUUUACUAAUUUUAGUUUCCUUCUACUUCUUGCUUAUCUGUUUCUUUCAGCUUCCUUUAUCUGUUUUUAUCUUUCUGCAGAUGUCCUUGGCGAUCCUUGAUUGGCUGUAUUUGAGAGUGAAGUGCUAUAACGUGUAUUGGAGGGUCUUUGCACACAGGUGUGGCUGUUGACUGGUGGACUCACUGUAGGAUUAUCAGCUGUAUCCAGCAUGCUCCAAGGCCACAGCCCUGUGUCCCAGGCCUUGCUGGGGACCUUCUUCACCUGGGGGAUGACGGCGGCUGGGGCAGCUCUUGUGUUCGUAUUCUCUAGUGGACAGAGGCGGAUCUUAGAUGGAAGCCUUGGCUUUGCUGCAGGGGUCAUGCUGGCCGCUUCCUAUUGGUCGCUCCUGGCCCCAGCGGUGGAGAUGGCUACGUCCUCUGGUGGCUUUGGUGCCUUGGCCUUUUUCCCUGUGGCUGUCGGCUUCACCCUCGGAGCUGCGUUUGUCUGCCUGGCUGACCUCCUCAUGCCUCACCGGGGUGCAGCAGAAGACCCCCAGAUGGCCCUGGCACUGAAUCUCGACCCUGCGUUGAUGAAGAAGUCUGAUGCUGAGGGUCCCAGGCCGUUCUUCCCCGAGAGUGAACUUUCCAUCCGGAUAGACAAGAGUGAGAAUGGCGAGGCAUAUCAGCGGAAGAAGGCAGUGAGCACCGACCUUCCAGAGGGCCCAGCUGCCCCCGCGCCGUCUCAAGGGAGCCCGGUGCCACCCGGCGGCAGCAGCUGGAGGAGGAUCGUGCUACUCAUCUUGGCCAUCACCAUACACAACAUCCCAGGAAGGGAAGAAGAUGGGGAGGAGACUGGAGGGUUCAUGGAUGAGAAUUUAAGUCACAUGGAAAGCCUUUCCACAGAGGGUCUUGCUGUUGGAGUUGGAUUUGGGGCUGUAGAAAAGACGGCAUCUGCUACCUUUGAGAGCGCCAGGAAUUUAGCCAUUGGAAUUGGGAUCCAGAAUUUCCCGGAGGGCCUUGCUGUCAGCCUCCCGCUGCGAGGGGCUGGAUUCUCCACCUGGAAAGCCUUCUGGUACGGGCAGCUCAGCGGCAUGGUGGAGCCUCUGGCCGGGGUCUUUGGUGCCUUUGCCAUGGUGCUGGCGGAGCCCAUCCUGCCCUAUGCUCUGGCCUUUGCUGCCGGCGCCAUGGUCUAUGUGAUCAUGGAUGACAUCAUUCCCGAAGCCCACAUCAGUGGUAACGGGAAACUGGCGUCCUGGGCCUCCAUCCUGGGUUUUGUGGUGAUGAUGUCGUUGGAUGUUGGUCUGGGCUAGUUGCUGAAGUGCCUCGGACCCCGGGAAAGGCAGCACGAGGAAACGGCCGGGAUUGGCUUCUUCAGGACCACAGCCUCUUUCUUCACAUCAAAACGUUUUUCCUUUCUCUCCUUUUUGUCUCAUUACGCUGAUUGACUCUGAUCAUGACAAUUUUUAGUUUUCUUUUAAGGGAGAUGGUGGUUUUAUUUGGAAUUUCUGGUAGUCACAGAACUACAGAUAUUUGCUUGGCCACUACAUGGACUCUUUCUUCGGUGGGAAAACCAAGGACCUACAGAUCAGGGAAGUCUCUGCUUUUGCACCUUUGGUCUCCCUCACUGGACUCAGUGGCAACUCCUCAAGGUCACCUACAGAAGCAAGCUACCAAGAGAGAAGUCUCCCAAGCAUCUUUGCCUAGUGACUCAGAGCAGAGUGGCCAGGACAGCUCUUGUCUGUCCUUCCCGAUCUUUUACCGUUGAUCCUCUGUCCAUCAAGACUCGAAAAGGAGCAUCGUGGACAAAGCAACCUACUUCCCAAGGCCCAAGGAGGAACAUACCUUCUUCUGCCUCCCCCGAGGGGGAGGCUGCAUGGGGUGAGACACAGACAAAGGGAAGAAAAGCAGCUAGUCUUUCUCUUUUUUUAAGGCAAAGAUUGACACUAUUGAAAUUAAGGGAAUUAGGACAACUGUGAACACACAGUGAACCCUGUGAAAAGAGGACAGGGUGGAGCUUUGAUCAGAGACCUCUGCUCUCUCUGGAUUCCAAGAGCAAACCGGUUUGCCAUGGUUUCCAAGUCCCCUAGACAUGUGUUUUGAUAAGCUUAUAGGCUUCAUUUUUCUAAGAGACUUGGGGACACCAGCAAACUGCUAGAACUCAACCCCUUCCUUUACUUAUGGAGGGAGCCACUUAAGCUCAUUUAAGUGAGCGAAAGACAUUUGGAAUCUGCACUGGGUCCUUCUCUGUUGACUAUUCGGUAACUUAUAACCUGACCCAGAGCUCUUAAGCUGCUGUGUUGGGUUUUGGCCAGAGAGCUCAGGAUAAGAAAGGAAAAGCGGUAGGAAAAGAAGAGGUAUUUUUAACAUUUCCCUUUUAAAGUAAAUUUGAGACAAGUCAUCAUUCUAAAAUGACCCUAAAGAAUGACUUGAACGAGACUACUCCCUUAUCCACACAGCUGCUCCAUCAGGGGUGACAUAACUUGUCUGCUUCCAGCAUAGCUAAGGCUUGCCGUCCUCACUGGUCAUCGGAGCCUUUGGGACCUUGAGUGGGCGCUGCUGACAAGGCAGGCAGCCCAGGAGGCAGGUAUUCAGACACCGUGUGAUCAAUGCCUGCCCUGCGUUUACAUGUGUCAUUGCUGCCAAGGGUGAAUACUCUGUUCUGGGAAUGCCCUAUAACCCUACGCUAGAUCUAUGUUCGUUCCUCCGGAGCACUGAUGAUCACAAUUGAAGACACAUUCAGAGGUUUGAUUGGUGGAGGUUCGUUGGUUUGGUGGUUGGCAUAUGGGUAUUUUUAUGUCUUUGUAUGUCGUUCUACAUAAUGCAGACUUCUUUCUGAUGGACAAGACCUCAUAACUGUGAUUAAUACCAAUAAAGGGGAUAUUGUUGUGGA
Globicephala melas (long-finned pilot whale) is the source of this 8089-nucleotide messenger RNA. The record is from RefSeq and is a predicted model, not a curated record. NCBI's taxonomy places the organism in Eukaryota, Metazoa, Chordata, Mammalia, Artiodactyla, Delphinidae.